AGCGAAACGCAAGGCAACAGAAGAGCAAACAUCACCAAACCUGCGGCUCGGAAAGCCCCCUAGACCGAUCUUUCUUCCUCGCGUAGGCACGCGCGCGGACUUGUCGUUCCUUCUCCCUGAAGGACUCGAGGCGUUGGAGAUCCAUCACAUCACACCUGUCUCUUGCCCGCUCACCUCUCGAUCGGGACGGAGAAAGAUCGCCGCCGCGCGCGAUGGAUGAGGAGUACGACGUGAUCGUGCUGGGCACGGGGCUCAAGGAGUGCAUCCUCAGCGGCCUCCUCUCCGUCGACCGCCUCAAGGUGCUUCACAUGGACAGGAAUGACUAUUAUGGUGGAGACUCCACAUCGCUCAAUCUCAACCAGCUGUGGAAGAGGUUCAAGGGCGACGAGACACCCCCUGCAAGUAUAGGAGCUAGCAGAGACUACAAUGUAGACAUGGUUCCAAAGUUUAUGAUGGCGAAUGGUGCUUUGGUCCGUGUACUCAUUCAUACUGGUGUUACCAAGUAUUUAUCCUUUAAAGCUGUGGAUGGAAGCUACGUUUUCAACAAGGGAAAGAUCCACAAAGUUCCCUCAACUGAUAUGGAAGCUCUCAAGUCUCCAUUGAUGGGAUUGUUUGAGAAGCGAAGAGCAGGGAAAUUCUUCCUUUAUGUUCAAGAUUACAAGGAAAAUGACCCAAGUACUCACAAGGGGCUGGACCUUACAAAGAUGACCAGUAAACAACUUAUCUCAAAAUACGGUUUGGAUGAUAAUACAAUAGACUUCAUUGGUCACGCGGUCGCUCUUCAUAAGGACGAUAGUUAUCUUUCAGAACCUGCAAUUGAAAUUGUGAAGCGGAUGAAGCUUUAUGCAGAAUCAGUGGCUCGUUUUCAAGGAGGCUCGCCAUAUAUUUAUCCUCUUUAUGGUUUAGGGGAGCUGCCACAGGGUUUCGCACGGCUUAGUGCUGUAUAUGGCGGGACAUACAUGUUGAAUAAGCCAGAGUGCAAGGUCGAAUUUGAUGAUGAAGGGAAAGUUCGUGGAGUUACAUCUGAAGGGGAGACAGCAAAAGGCAAGAAAGUUGUUUGUGAUCCGUCUUACGUACCUGAGAAGGUUAAAAAGGUUGGAAAGGUUUUUCGUGCAAUUGCUAUCAUGAGCCACCCGAUCCCAAAUACUGCUGAAUCUCACUCAGUACAGAUCAUAAUACCACAAAAGCAACUUGGCCGCAGAUCAGACAUGUAUGUUUUCUGUUGUUCCUAUUCUCACAAUGUUGCCUCGAAGGGAAAAUUCAUAGCGUUUGUGUCAGCACAAGCAGAGAGUGACAAUCCAGAGGCAGAACUGAAGCCAGGAAUCGAUCUUCUUGGGCCAGUUGACGAGUUGUUUUUCGACACAUACGACAGAUAUGAACCUACUAAUGACCCUUCUUCGGACAAUUGUUUUAUAUCAACGAGUUAUGAUGCCACAACACACUUUGAGUCUACCGUGAUGGAUGUUCUUUCGCUGUAUACAAAGAUCACCGGAAAGUGACCCAAAGGUUUGCCUCGCAAACGAUGAAGUUCAGCAAGAUUGGUGGCGGAGCGCUCUUCUGUCGGAAAACACAUGGGCAUUCCUCUCGUUUCAAAUGGUCCAUGACACGAGCAUGGUAAGAGAGGCCAUAGCCUUUCUAUUGGGGACUCCGGCACCGGUUCUAUUUGUCCACCACCCCUCUACUGAAUCCUGUAGCUGCCAAGUAGUAGUGUCCAAGUGGUGAAGGCCGAAUUUUGCGAUGACCGAGUUCCAUAGCCGAAUGGUGUAGCGGCAUUUGAAGAAGAGAUGUGGUCCACUUUCUUGAUCUCUCUUGCAAAGAGUGCAAAGCCCGUAGUUUGGCCAACCCCGCUUUGCAAGCCUAUCCACGGUCCAAAUUCUAUCUUGGAUAGCCAACCAAGCAAAGAAUUUAGCCUUUGGCGGCGCCCAAGCCUUCCAAAUCAUUUGAUCCAUGGGGAGAGGACCAACCCUAGAAAUUGGGCCUUGUAGGCGGAGGCCGCAGAGUAGUGCCCGCUUGCCGCGUGCUUCCACAUAAUGAUGUCUUCGGCAUGUUCAUCAAGGUGGACCUCAUUUAUAAGCGCCCAUAGGGGUUGUUUGGAUAGCGAGGAUUAGUGGUGGGGUUGUAGAAAACAAGUUUUUAGCUCAUUUUUAGGGAAACCGGUUUUACUAUUCAUUUUAUGAAAAACGUGUUUACAGGAAUCUUUGUUUGGGUAGAGAAUUAAUAAACUAAGGUCCUUAGAGUUUUUUGUUUGGAUAACAAACAUUAGCUUUAUCCUACCUCGUCCAUGACCUUCAUCCUUGCUUUCCCAUUGACGAGACAUACAAGCUCGACAACAUGCCGUACGAAUCCCAUGCUGCUGCCGUACUUCGUUCCGGCCUCCAUGACUCUGCAUGCGGCCUCCUGCUGGCACUUCCCAUGGUCUCCGAGGUCGUCGCCCCAGGCUAAUUCUCGCAUCCCCUCCGACCUCCACUGACUCCGCGCGCGGCUGACGGCGAGGGCAUCCGUUGGCCCCUGGGUCGUCGCCCCCCUGCACUGACUCUUCCUCGGGUUGCUUCUCGCUUCCCCUCGACCUCCGUUGAUUCCACACGCGGCCGCAGGCGAGGGCAUCUGCUGGUUCCGGUCGUCCCCAUGCACUGACUCUGCCGUCAGCUGCUUCUCGCGUCCCCUCCGGCCUGCACGACUCCACGCACAGCCGCCGGCGAGCGAUUGCUCUGCUCCCCGAGGUCGUCGGACCAACCGCCUCGUCGCGUCCCCUCCGUCUUGCACGACCCGGCGUGCAGCUGCCGGCAAACACUUGCUCUGCUCUCAGUUGGGAUCCAGUUUACGUAAAUCUCGUUUAUGAAAAAACGACUAUUAGUCGUUUUUCUAUAUACCUGAAAUCUGGGUUUUUGGAAAGCCAAGUUUUCUAUAUUCACGGAUUGGUUAGAGUUGCCAAACAAGAUUUUAGUUUGUUACACCGUUUCCCUCCCUGGUUUGUGGAGAUCCGGUUUUGCAUAUACUGCCUAUCCAAACAACGCCGUAGAGUGAAGAAUUGUCGAAUGUGUUCAACGGAUACGACCGUGGAGGUGUUGAUCUUGAGGAUCCACGCAUUAUAUUUUAGGGCCUCGCGCACCUUCCAAUUCUUCCUCGAGGAGGCCUAAAAAACGAGCGGAGCGACGUCCUUGGGCUUGCACCCAAUUCACCUUGCACUUGGCACCCGUCGUCUUGUCCGAUCCGGACUAUAGGAAGGCUCGCUCGAGUUUGUUGAUGCUUUGAAGAAUGCUCGGCGGUACGACCAACGACGUGAUGGAGUAGAUCGCUUGUGAGGUGAGGACGGACUUGACAAGGGUUGUGCGUCCAAUGGUGGUGAUAUUUUGGCCAUCAUAGGUAACCAACUGGCUCGCAACCUUGUCCACAAGGAAUUGCCAAUCCACCAUCUUAAGCUUCGAGACGGAUAGAGGAAGGCCCAAAUAUCUUAAGGGGAAGGACGCCCUUUUCGCCGGCAAGCUUUGAAGGAUGUGCUCUAGAUUGAGGUGAUUGCAUCGAAUGGCCACAACAGAGCCCUUAUGGAAAUUGGUGCAUAGCCUGGUGACCUCCCCGAAUCCGCGCAAGAUGGCUGAGAGGUUGUCAAUAUCAUUUUUAAUUGGGGCCAUGAAAAUGGCUGCAUCAUCUUCAUAGAGUGAAGUUCUCACCAUGACCCCUCCCCCCCGCACCUUGUGAAGUAGCCCUUUUCGGGUUGCCAACUCAAGCAGUUGUUGGAGUGCAUCAAUUGCACAAUGACAAAAAGGAGCGGGGAUAGGGGAUCCCCUUGCCGGAGGCCCCGACCAUGUUUGAUGGGGUGGCCGGCCACACCAUUCAGUAGGAUCCUCGAGGAUGAUGUGCAUAGAAGAGCCGCAAUCCAAUCCCGAAACUUUGGGGGGUGGGGGGGGGGCUUCGCUGUAGGAGAUCAAGGAUGUAUUCCCAUCUGACCGAGUCGAAGGCCUUGCGGAUGUCAAGCUUGAACAACAGAGACGGGGUCUUGCAUUUGUGCAGUCUACGGGCCAAGUUGCGAACACACAAAAAAUUGUCGUGUAUGCUUCUGCGCUUGAUGAAUGCGCUUUGGCGUUGGAGACCAGCUUGUCCAUGUGCAGAGCAAGACGGAUUGAGAGAAUUUUUGUGAUAAUCUUAGCAAUGGCAUGAAUGAGGCUGAUGGGCCUAUAGUCUGCAAUCCCCUCGGGGCAUUCUUUUUUGGGCUGAAGGACCACAUUUGCGGAGUUGAGCCAAUGAAGAUUUGCCGUGUGGAGGGCAUCAAAAUGGUGUACCACCCUCAUCAUGUCCUGCUUCAUGAUGCCCCAACACUUCUUAAAGAACGCACCUGUGAAGCCGUCCGGGCCCGGUGCCUUAUCACUUGGCAUGCCAUUGAUUGCCUCCCGCAUCUCCUCCUCGGUGAUGGGUGAGUCGAGGCCGUGCAAGUCGUGCACCUCUAAGUUGAGCUUGUCCCAAUUGAAGUCUUUGUCGCUUGUGCUCCCUUUUUUCAUCACUUCAGCGAAGUGUUUCAGAAUGAGCUUCUCUUUAGCGUCGUGCUCGGUGACCCAACCUUGGUCAUGCUUUAGCCUAUGGAUAUGAUUCUUCCUCCUUCUAGCAUUAAUCCGGCGAUGAAAGAACUUGGUGUUGGCGUCGCCCUCCUUGAGGUUAGCAAUUCUUGAACAUUGCUUUUUCCGAGCUCUCUCGAGUGCGGCCAAGCUAAUAACUCUCCUCUUCAGCCGGGCCCUAAGGUCACUCUCAUCGGAGGAGAGUUGCCGAUUCUCUUGAGCAAUGUCGAGGCGGAGAAUCACCAAAAGAGCGGCAUGAAGGUGAACUUUUGCCUUCGAGAAAAGGCCCCUACUCCAUUCGGAGAGCCGGAGAGCCACCUUCUUGAGCUUAUGGAAUAAGACUUGAUAGGAACUUGUAAUUGCUACCUUUGGGGGCUCAAGUAGGCCUAAACAGCCCUAAAUGAUUUCCACUACUACUACUAAGGGCUCAUUUGAUUUGGAAGACCCGACCUGCAACAUUUGGUCCAAUUGGAGGCAGACUAUAUGGGGUUUUGAUUGGUCCAAUCCACAUCAUUUACCGGGGAAGAUUUUCAUGUGUCGGUAACUCGGUCGAAAAUUCCUCAUCUUUGGCUCUCGAGCCGUGCCCCAUCAAUUUUACAUUCCAGUCGAGUCUGCUUUGCCUCCCUCUUUUUUGCUGGCACCGUUGAUGUCUACACGUGCAAUGUCUUCCUGGAGCGAGUGAAUUGCAGAAAACUUCGACAUUAAAGGCUAGGGUUGCAGGAACCACAGUUUUAUAGUUUUAUGCCAAAAAUCACUAAUUCCGAGCCUAUUUUUUUGCAAAAAAAACUAGUUAUCGGUUUUGGCCCAUUUGACGACGAUUAUGACAGAUGGAGCCCACAAAAGCUGACGUGGCAUAACUAUUCAUGGCUAGACGUCGUUACAUGUUCUUUUUCCAAAAACUCCUGCCUAAAACAAACUCUACAAAACAGCACCCCUCACCCCCCUACACGCUUGCAGGCCAGCCCCAACACUGGCCCCGCCGCCGGCAGGCGCCCACGCACUCACGUCGCCGGCCCUCCCUCCCCGAGCUGCUGCCGUCGUGUCCAGAGCCGGAUCCAGCCACAUCGGGCCUCCAACGCUCCGGCCGGCACUGGAUCCUCUGAGAACGCGUCGGCUAGCUCCCGUGGCAGCUGUUGCUUCGACGCCGGCGAACGAGCUGCUGUUCCGGUUGGCGGGGCGACAUGGCAACCCGCGCCAAUGUGCCACCCGACUCCUCCGCUCCUUCUUCCGCAAGUGCCGCCGCCAUGGACAUCCCCGAGAACCUACCACUGUGAUGCGCCUCCACCGUCCUCGACUGGAUCUAGGAGCUGGCGCCGCCAACCUAGCCCCCUUCACGCCUAGAGCAACCGCCGAGGAGGGCACUGCCGGUCCACCAGUGAGCGAGAGGCGGCGGAGUGAUGCGUGCAGGACCUUGACGGCCAUGGCGACCUGCAGCACCGCCUUGACAUGCGGUCGGCCUCACAGAGGGCGCCACCUCCAGGCCGAGCGCCGAGGUCGGGUUGUGGGCCUCGCUGUGAGGGGUCGUCCCUGCCGCCCUUGCUCGGUGUCCGCGACAGCGCCUUGAGGAUGCCCUUGGGCCGCGGCGACCGGCGACGAGACCCAUUGCCGGCGUGCUGCUGCUCUUCUCGACUGCUGGAGUGGAUUGCUUUUUUGCUCUUUGAUUGAAGGGUGUCCCUAUAAAACUACAGGGCCCCUUUUGUAAAUCUAGAAAAUCCAGAUGCUUAACGCCGUCCCCAUGAACCAGUUAUGCCACGUCA
Messenger RNA from Aegilops tauschii subsp. strangulata, 6304 nucleotides. Its product is annotated as guanosine nucleotide diphosphate dissociation inhibitor 2. Lineage: Eukaryota; Viridiplantae; Streptophyta; Magnoliopsida; Poales; Poaceae. Gene Ontology annotation, molecular function: Rab GDP-dissociation inhibitor activity. The record is from RefSeq and is a predicted model, not a curated record. Gene Ontology annotation, cellular component: cytoplasm. Gene Ontology annotation, biological process: small GTPase-mediated signal transduction; protein transport; vesicle-mediated transport.